This is a messenger RNA of Haliotis rufescens (red abalone), 7224 nucleotides long. Its product is annotated as chitin synthase chs-1-like. Lineage: Eukaryota; Metazoa; Mollusca; Gastropoda; Lepetellida; Haliotidae. Gene Ontology annotation, cellular component: cell septum; cell periphery. The record is from RefSeq and is a predicted model, not a curated record. Gene Ontology annotation, molecular function: chitin synthase activity. The transcript is spliced from 15 exons. Bases 67 to 4581 code for a protein of 1504 amino acids.
CAUGGGCCCAUAUAGCAGGUGGGACAUGGUGCACAGCAGGAGAGGCUUAAAUACUCCGCUGCAAGCAUGGCAGCAGCUCACGGACUUGAUCAUGUGUCGCUAAUGACUUUCGAGAAUCACGCCUAUGAAAAUGGUGACCAGGAUGGAAUAACCCGACUGCCAACAUCAGCAAGCUCUGAAAAUGGUGAUCAGGAUAAUGUCCCCAGCACAAACUCCAGCGACAAAACGGAGCACCGAGCACCUGCGGGAUGGGAUACCACUCCAACAUCCCACGACAAGCAUCGCGACAGCUCUUCGGAAUUAGAAGACUGGGACCUGCUGUACAAAAUCAUCCGCGUCAUUGUCUGCAGUCUCUUCUUUUGUCUGGUGCUCCUCACAGCCACCUCCUCCAAGCUGUCCCUCCUGAUGAUGGUGUCCAACAUCCACGUAUCCAGAGACGUUGAUGUCGUAUUCAGGAAUCCCAAGGGCACAAAUCUCACGGAGUCCACCAGCGAACUGGUCAUCAAUGUCAAUUGGAUAUGGGCCUUACUUUGCGUGAUGAUCCUUCCGUAUAUCUUCACUAUCCUUUCAUGCCUUUGGAGGAUGCUCACCAUGAACCUUGGCAAACUGCACCUACCGUCACUCAUCUUGGCCCUUAUACCGGAAGUGCUUCACGCUGGAGGUCUCACCCUAUUCAUCUUCUAUGUCCUUCCUAGUUUUGACCCGAUCACUGGAUUGAUCUUGACAGUGAGUGUGGGAACAGUUCCGGGGAUUUUAAAGAUUGUCCAGCCUGUUGGAUGUCGAUGUGGUGAUGGAGACUGCCACAGCAGUUGCAUCAACAAGAGCUGUUCUCUAAGACUCUGGAACACGUUAAUGUUUCUUCUCCAUUCGGGAGUCAUUACAUGUCUCACCUACCGGAUCUACGUUGUGAGGCAGUCUGUCUUGCUGGCCUGUCUCGUGCCCAUCUCACUUGUCCUCAUCUCAAUCUCCUACUGGGAUAAUUUUGUACCCAAACUUUCCCAACACCAUGGACAGAAUACGCCCACAAAUGAUGUACGGGGAACUCACACCAACACAAGUGUUCCUCCAGCAACGAGAACCAACCAUUCUGGCAGGGGAGCUUCAAGCAACUUCAGAUGUUUAAGCUGGGUGAAGACAGAAGUUGGCAAGCGUGCUACAAGAGCACAUAUGUGUAUUUCUAUGUUUAAAGUUUGUGUCACACUUCUAUUAGCAUCAGUGUAUUUCAACCAUGGCAGUGUUGAGUGUUGGAGAACAUUUUUCUUUGUCAAGACCCGGGGCAGUGGAUGUACCUUCAAUGCUGACGUGACUCUUGUGAACGAAUCCUUAUCCCUACCAUGGAUGGUUGCAGCUAUAAGUGUGGUGUCAAGUGCAGUAUGCUACAAGAUAUCGAAGUACGCCUGCAAAAUACUAGCACAAGAACUAUGCUUUGCUGUUCCAUUGCUGUUGUCAUUCCCAGCAACACUUUGUGCCCUUGGGUACGCUGUUCUGCAUGCGGAUUAUGUCAACAAAGUCAUGGGGACAACACUGAUAGAAAACUAUUUCCAUGCCAAUGAUUUACUAACGGUAGUGACAUCGUAUACUUAUGUCUACUGGAUUCCUAUUGGAAUUACCUCGAUUAUAUAUCUCGUAUUCGGUAUAGGGUUGCACAUAUGGACCCCAAAGUGCAACAGGAUGACGCCUACCAGCAGGUUGUUCCAGAAGCCCCUAUACUGUGGGGUGCUGCUUGAUUCAUCCUUGAUUCUCAACAGGAACAGGGAAGAGCAGUGGGCAGAACCACUGAAGCAGGCCAUGUGGACUGACACCCCGAUGAUACACCUGUGUGCCACCAUGUGGCAAGAGGAGCAGAAGGAAAUGGUACAGCUGAUCAAGUCUAUAUUGAGGUUGGAUCUUCAUCAGUCCAAUUUCUGUGCAAGGGAGGCUUUUGGAAUGGAAUCAAAAGACCACUAUAAGUUUGAUGCCAACAUAUUCUUCGACAAUGCUUUCUGUGGGAAAGGGCCAAAGAGGACAAUCAACAUGUAUGUUAGGCGUCUCGCCAUGGCGAUGCAACAGGCAUGCAGAGAGGUGCUCUCUGAGGUUGAUAUAACGCUAGAAUCGCCCAAGAAAGUAAAAACACCUUAUGGAGGCAAGCUAGAAUUUACUUUGCCGAAUGAUAACAAACUCAUCGUCCACCUCAAAGACAGUAAAAAAAUUCGGCGUAAAAAGAGAUGGAGUCAAGUGAUGUACAUGUAUUACUUCCUGAAGCAUGGCAUAACAGACAAUCCAAUCUAUCAAACCGAAGAGGCGCGAAUGGAAAAAGCCCAAAACACCUUCCUCUUGGCACUUGACGGAGAUGUGGACUUCCAGCCUGAUGCUCUUCGGAUCCUUCUCGACAGGAUGAAGGGUAACCCCUACAUAGGAGCUGCCUGUGGCAGGAUUCAUCCUGUAGGCUCUGGUCCGAUGGUGUGGUACCAGAAGUUUGAGUAUGCAGUGAGUCACUGGCUCCAGAAGGCAUCAGAGAACAUGCUGGGGUGUGUCUUGUGCAGUCCCGGAUGUUUCAGCUUGUUCCGGGGCUCUGCUCUCAUGGAUGCCAACGUGAUGCGAUCCUACACCAAGACCGUGUCAGAGGCCGCAGAGAAGAUACAGUACGAUUUGGGUGAAGACAGAUGGCUGUGUACUUUACUUCUCCAACAAGGACAUCGGGUUGAGUACUGUGCCGCAUCAGACUCCUUCACCUUUGCCCCGAUGGAUUUCUUUGAAUUUUUCAAGCAGAGGCGACGAUGGACACCCUCCACCAUGAUCAAUGUUCUUGACCUCAUCAUGUCCUGGAAAACAACCACCAGAAACAAUUCCGACAUUUGCAUUCUCUAUAUCAUCUAUCAGCUUGGACUGUUUGCCUCGUCAGUCGUCACCCCAGGGACGAUCUUCAUGCUUAUAGUCGGGGCUAUCAGUUCCAGCUUUCAAGCCAUUACCCUUACGACGUCAUUUCUCAUUAACUUGGCCCCCCUGAUCAUAUUCGUCAUUCUCUGUUUCAAGACCAGUACAAAAAUCCAGCUGACUUUCGCUCUGAUUCUGACAAUAUGCUACUGCCUGCUUAUGACAGUUGUGUUGGUCGGCAUCAUCAAACAGGCAGCUGAAAGUGGCUUCUGUUCAGUCUCCACCAUCUUCCUGACACUUGUGGCCAGCAUCUUCGUCAUCUCUGCACUGCUUCAUCCCCAAGAAAUAACGUGCCUCUUCUACGGCGUACUGUACUUCCUGCUCAUCCCCAGUACCACGCUUCUCAUGGUGAUUUACUCCCUGGCAAACUUGAACGACGUGUCGUGGGGGACCAGAGACAGCGGUGAGUCCAAGGGGGCCCAGGAGAAAGGUGAAUCUAAAAAGAAAAUGAAACCUGCAAAGAGACUUCUGUCACGGUUGUUAAGGAUAAUUGAUGGUGAUGAUGCAGAAAGGCCUCUUCUUGAAGAAAAACAGAAGGACAAGGGUUGUCCAUUGGAUAAGAAUUGUAAACAGGAGCUUUCGAAGGGAAAAACUGAUCUGCCAGACAAAGAUGAGAUCAAAGACAUCUGCGACCUUUUGGAUCCUUACAAAGGCGUCUCUGAGGAAUUGACUGAAGAAGAAAACAAAUUCUGGUUAAGCCUUAUGAGUGAAUAUCUAACGCCUAUUGAUGAAAAGGAUGCAAACCUUGCAGACAACCUGGCUGCACUUCGGAACACGUCGUGUCUCGGAUUCAUCCUCAUCAAUGCUGUUUUUAUCAUUCUGCUGUUUGCACUUGAGAGCAUUGCACAGUAUACACCAAACAUGGCCUUUGAACUGCCCUGCCCAGAUGCUACAUUCAAGCCGGAAAAGGUACAGCCAUUGUCAAUAGCUUUCAUAGUUGUAUUUGGACUGUUAUUGGUAGUACAAUUUGUUGCUAUGCUGUUUCAUCGGUUUUCAACUUUGUUGCAAAUUGUUGCUGGAAAGGAAAUUAAUUUUGGACACAUUUGCAAACAAAAAGGAACCGAUAGCGAAAUUCAGCAUAACGAUUUGAGCAGACUUAUUAAUGACUAUACGAACAAGUGCUCAGAAACAACAACAAUAAUGACGGAUGACGAGAGGAAAGAGGACAGGAGACGAAGGAGGGAUCGGCAGAGUACCAUGAAACAUGACUUGGGGAACAAAAAUCUCUGGCAUAAAAUGUGUCAGAUAGCAGUUAAGUUGUACAAAAGUAAGGUCACCAAAUCUAAGUUCUCCGUUGAAGAUGAUGUGAAGAAGGAAUUUGAACACCUAUCCUUGAUGUCCAGGAAGACGAUAGAAAGUCUGGUGAAGAAGGCAGUUGAACAAGUGGGGCAAAAGGUGGAUGACAAGAACAUGAUGCCGUUUACCCAAACGGUUUUGACGGAAAUAAACAAGGGAGAGAAUCAGGAUCCCAGAGAAGCUAAGACCAUAAAUUCAGUGUUUGGGUUGACAGUUUAUGACAGGGAACGCCGUCAAAGGAAUACUAUUCUUUCUGGAGGAACAGUAAGAUCAUUGGGAUAUUGGAGCGGGUCAACGCGAGAACCUUCACCACAUACACAGGAACUUAAUGACAUUGAAGAAAUAAAACCAGACUAUGACUCGAGUGAUUGAGUGAGUUGGGUUUAACGCCGCUUUUAACAGUAUUACAGUUAUGUCACGGCGUGUCAGCUUAAUGUGGGAGGAGGGCCCGAGGUGAUGCAGGUCUCGGACGUUUUACCACUUUGGUGAAACCCACGAGCACGGGUAUGGUGCUGAUAACCUAGAAACAUAAUCGAUUCGAACCUCAAUGAUUCGAACCUCAAUCAUAGGGACGCAACUCUGCACAGCAAAUCGUGGCUCCUUAGACGAAUGGGCAAACCGUGCCCCCGACUAUGAAUAGGAAACAUAGGUUUCUGGCGUGCCCAAGGGACGCAACUCUGCACAACGAAUCGUGGCUCCUUAGACAAAUGGGCCACCCGUGCCCACGACUAUGAAUAGGAACAUUUCUGCUGGAGGUGUAAUAGAUGUAUCAUUCCACACUUGGGAUUUAAUAGUGACAACCCAGUAUUCCUUCUCACAAGUACAUGUAUUCCAUAAGUAAAAUAUAGGAAAUUCAACAAAACUCCAGUUAAAUAUGUUUGUCAGUGCUAAGGAUUCAUUUAUCAAGUUAAUUGUAAAAACUAGUGAAAUGGUGUGUUAAAAAAAGGUAUGCUGUGACUUCAUAUCCAGUGCGUGUUCACCCAUUGGGAUUCCGGGUAAGAGUAUAGGUCCCCAGCUACCUAUGCUUGUGGGAAGAGUUGGCUAUAAGAUCGGGUGGUCAGGCUCCGUGGCGUGACUGAUUGUCAUCACACCCCAGUUAUGUGGAUCGAUGCUCAUGAUGUCAAUCACUGGAUUAUCUGGUCCAGAUGCCAUUAUUUACAGACAGCUGUGUGUGUGUUACAUAAGCCAUGCUGUGAUCAUUUAAGUUGUGAUAGUUUCACUAUUUUAAUUGAGGGUAAAGAUAAACUUGCCUCACCAACGACCUAAUCACCCCCAACCCAACGUCACAUACCAUACAUUGGUGACCAAACAUAUAAAAAAAAACAAUUCCAAUACCCUGCCACAAAAAUGACAUUAUUUUUUUUUAAAUUCAGGCUCAUAAAAUAAAUAUAAAAUUAUCUGUUUUUUUUUACUAUAGCUGAAAAAUAUAUAAUCUCGAUAAAAACUCCCAGAACCCUCUCCCCGAAUAUGAUAUGGUUGGUCCCUUAAGACCCCCACGUAAAUAUUCUGUGAGACAGAUAUGGCAGCUAUUCAGAUGACACUUCGCUUGUCCACGUGACGCCCUGAACUGUGAAUUGUACUCUUUAAAAAGUGGGGGAUACUCGGAAAUAACUUAAAAGUACCAAUAUUAAAAGAGAUAUAAGUUUCUAGUCAUAUUUGUAUGAUAAUGAAAAAGUUAGGAAUACAUUACAAUCGGUAGUGGAGUAUGACAGUAGAUGUUAUGACCGCCAGUGAUCUUGAAGGCCGAUAGGGGUUACAUGGGAAGUUUGAUUUUUUUUGGAUCAGUAGUGCGUAAUACUGCCAUGAUUUGACAAACAUUCAUUCACUCGCCAAGACAUACUGCCCGUGAGUCUCCUAAUGGCGAUUUCAGAGAGUCUGUCCGACUCUUCUUGCAGCGCCUGGCCAAGUUCAGCCAACAUGGUCAGCGGCCUAUGACGUUGACGUACACGCCUCCCAAUCAUGUCCCGGGUGUGUUCAGUGGGGGAAAGGUCUGGGCUCAUUGCUGACCCUGGCAUUCUUUGGAUGUUGUGCUUCUGGGGGUGAGCAUUGACGAUUCGUGCACGAUGAGCAUGGGCGUUGUCGUCCUGAAAGACAAUACGUCGACCCACACGCCUUGCAAACGGGACAACAAAGGGUGUGGUCCCGACGGCACUGCCCAGUGACCCUUCCUUGCACAGUAUGGAGUUCGAUCAGUCAUAGUGAUGCCACCCAACACCAAAACCGAUCCACCGCCAAAUCUGUCAUGAGGUCUCAGGUUGACAUUGGCUUGACGUUCAUUUCAACGUCGCCAGACAUGAUCACGCCUAUCAGGGAAGUCAAUUGUGUAACGUCCAAGAUUAUUGCACUUAUAUAGCGACGUGCAUGCACGCGCGUGCUGUGUGCACUAGUCCGGACUAAUGCCGAUUUUAUAGUGCUAGCCCACUGAGAUACCGUGCCUCAUUUUAACAUGAAUACCCCACUCAGACACAGUAUACGGACUCCCGAGUCGACCUGUCCUUGUUUUAGCUCCUUGUUUUUUCACAUACACAUCAUUGUAUACCCAUUGUAUGCCAUGUGUUUCCCUGGUUGGAAUCAGAGCGUUUGUGAAUAAACCCGUAUGACAAAUAUUCCAGGUAGCCAGGUUGAGGUAGCCUAGUGAUUAAAGUGUUCGCUCGUCACGCCGAAGGCCCGGGUUCAAUUCCCCACAUGGGUGCAAUGGGUGGAGCUAAGGUCCGGUGUUCCCCGCGAAAGACGAAAGACUUUUUCAACUUGAAAUAAAUAAACAAACUGGAUCGCUGCAUCGUACUAUAAACGUUGGGUUUAUUAACACUGCAGUGUCAUAUUACAGACGUUUGCUUCCUUCUGUCAGCCCGUAAGUGUGGUGUUGUAAAACAUGUCCUUCCUGAAAUAAAGCAAUAUCUGGUUAAGUACAAAAAUAUUAUUAAUAAAUGCACGCACGCACGCACGCACGCAUGAUAAAUAAAUUUGCAACCACAUGACCUCUACAAUGUUUGAAAUCUGUGCCGAUAUUUUUUU